CACACUACAACAGCAGAGUUGAGUAGUUGCAACUAUAUGGCCUAAAAAAAAAAAUUGAGAAAAUAUACUUCGAGUAUUUGAAGACUGUGAUCCAAUACAGCAAAUAAGUUGAUCACAUCAUUGAUGAUUAAGUGGAAUUCCAACAUCUUUGUUCUCUCACUUUUUCACUCUCUUCUUACUCUUUAAGUAAAGAUUAUAAUAGACACACACGUAUACAUACUUUGUUUCAGAGAGCCAACUAUUAAACAUUUACAAGCACCCACACUGUUUUGUUUGCCUUCCAUGUAAGUUCCUGGAGGGUAAGAACUUCCUUUGAUUCCAGCACUUAGAACAUCUGACAUGGAGCAGGUGCAGUUAACGUGUGACAUGAAUGAACUGAUGAGCAUAGCUGGGAAGCCCUGGUUUCAUGAGAUGACUGUCAGACCUGAGGUUUCCAGCUCGGCCAUUAUCUAGCUGUAUGGCCUUGAGUAAAUUAUUUAACCUCUUUGAGCCUUGGCUACUUGAUUAAAAACAAGGAGAUAAUCCUCUUACGUCCCAGGAAGGUGGUGACAAUAGAUGCCUCUGUCUGGCACCUACUAGGUUUCUCCACAGAUGGGAGUUUCUGCCUCACCCUCCACUCCCCACCCCUGCCACACACGUACUCCUUGGAGACCAAGCCCUGCUGCUGUCACACAUUUCAGUGAUGUCACAGCUCCCCUCCCUGGGAACUGCAGCACAGCCAUCCUGAUGCCCACUCUGAGUGCUGGCUGAACUGAGAGGGGCAGGGCACGGAGAGUACCUGGCACCAGUCUUGCUCUGUCUGUGUUUGAAGCCUCAGGGCUCCAGCAUGAGUCCAUCAGCAAAUAAGAGGCCCAAGAAUGGAGUGGUUUUCGAGGUUGGACUAGGGAUUGGACCUAGAGGGGCCUUACGAGGAGUAACUAGAGCAGGUGGAGGGAAAGGGAGAGGUGAAGGGAGGUCAGAAGAGUUACAAUGGUCUCCCCAUUUCUGCCCUCAAAUCAAGGUGACAAAACUCCUAGUCUAGUGUUGGUAAAAUGAUGCUGAGUCAAAUGGAGAAGCAUAUGGAGGCGUUCAGGGGGAUUCUUCCUGAGGUAGCUCUCCCUCUCUCUGUCUCUCAGAUGCAAGAUGAAGAACCACGGAACAAGAGACAGCAGCCUGUCAGCAAAGUAAUUAAGCUGAACCAACUUAAAACGGUGUUAAAAAAUUUGUCGCUCUUGAGGUUACUCAAGAACUCGAAACCCCGGAUCAUAGAACUGCAUAAACUGGCCAAGAGGUGUUGGAAUUCACUGCUCAGCGUUCCGACAAUCCUGAUCUCCUCUGGGAACAUCGCUGUCUGCGAUGGAGUGGACCAGAAUAUUGGCGAGCCCCAGGAGGCUAGGUGCUCCAAGAAAAAACUGGAGUCCAAGAAGUUAGAAUCCAGAGGGAAGUCUAAGGAGUCGAGGCCCAAGGUGGGGGUGGGGAAGAGGAACGAGCCCCAGCAGUCACGUGCAGCAGUGCUAGAGCGAGAUCAGGUGGAGUCUGAGACCCCAAGGACACCGAGAGGUCACGGCCUGACCGCCAGCUCUGGAACCCAAGGGAGGCAGCUACCCACUGAGUGCCCCCGGCUCAUCUUCCUGAAGACCCACCAGCAGAGAACUGCCUCGGGGGACAUGGAGCAAGUGGAAGCCGCUGGCCGGUGGAUCUGGUUUGAGGGGCUGCCCACACGAAUCCACCUCCCGGGGCCCCGCGUGAUGUGCAGGCCAUCCACCCUGCGCUUGGUCAAGCGCUGCUGCACCCGCUUCUGCUCUGCAUCGCUUGAGCUGCCUAUGUACCAUCCAUACCGGGUGUGACAACGCCACUGCCGGGCAGGGUGAGAUGCCCACCCCACACCAGGCCCAGAGCUGGGCCCCAGGGUCAGAGGGCUUGGGAUCCUGAGUCUUGGAGGCUGUGGCUGGCAGGCCCCACUUCAUACCUAGAAAGGGAAGCUCAGAGAGGGGAAGCCACUGGCCAAGGCCACACAGCAGGCUGGAGCCUCCCAGAAUCCAAGCAGGGGCUGUGGGGGAGGGGAGGCACAGUUGGUGACUGUGGGUUCUGAGGUGAGUCAUCCCACUGCCUGGAGGCCUCAGAGUCGCCACAACCCCACAACCGCGAAGGCUCAGACUCUCACAGACGUCUGAGUAAGCGAAUUUAGGAAUUUCUAAGUGUGGGGGAGGGGAGUGGUUGAGUAGGGCUCUGCCACAUCUCAUCCCCUCUCAGGCAAAAUCAACACUCUGUUUUAUUGAUGCACGCUUCAAAUAAGAUGUACUCUGAAAAACUUCCUUAGCACGAAAAAUACUCCAGCCGCUCCACGAGAGAAUUCAGGUCCCAAGAAAGGAAGCGGGUGAUGGGCUUGGGGGUCCAGCAAAAAGGGAGGUUUCCCCUUCACAAAACCCACAUCCCCAACCAGGUCAGCCAUCGCCACGCCAGGCUCCGAAGCCCUCUCCCUGGACGGCAGCGCCCCCUGGGGGCGGUCUUAGCUCCUAACACCACGGUCUCUCAUACAGGUGGUACGGCCUUGGAUGGGAGCCAAAGUGUGAGCGGAGGGCAGAGGUCAUGCAAACAUCUGAAUGGGAAGGCUGGGCGGUGAAAUUGGCGAGUAUACAAAUAAAAUCUCCCAUAUGGCACUGAAGAAGACUACCGCCGGCUCUGUUUGUCUGGGUCUGGAAAGGCUGGAGGCGAGAGGCCCUAGCGGAGGGCGGGGGAGGGCGUGCAUCAGGACUUCAGGCCGCUUCUCGCCCACCCCCAGGUUCUUAAGGUCAGUCUAGAACCCGGAACAAAGAAGCCAGCGAGCUGCACCUCCUCAGUGGUGUACUCCAUGAAGUCAUAGAAAGGGAACAUUUUUCGGGUGUUUCCAGGGCGCCAGAUGCCUCACAAUGGCCCUGCAAGCCAAGGAGAUCAGGAAACCGCGGUGCCGAGGCGGGAAGUCCUUGCCCGGGCUCACACCGCUAGGAGCGGUGGAGCAGGAGCUCUGAUCUGGGUCUCCUGGCUGCUCUGCGUUUCCUUUUCCGAAGAAAGGGAAAAUGCCCACGGAAGCGUCCAGCCCGUCAUGCACGUGCAUACCCUGAUUAUCAUACCCUCGGGUCAAUAAAUGGGUGUCGCUGGGCCCUGUCUGAGUCACAGAUUACGGAAAGCACGGUCAGGUGGGAAGCUGGCACUGCUCCCCAACUGUUCCCAUGUGACAUGGCACGUUCAUCGUCCAAUCCCCAGCCCUGGUCCACCCAUCCGGUCGGAGUCACUCUCUGUCGGUAGAAGCCACGGGGCCCUGAACAUGCAGUUGGGGAGAGGAAAACCCAGGCUUUCUCGUCUAGAGGAAGAUUAUAAUCCUCCCUGUUCCCCUGAGGCAGGCUGAGGGGCGCGGGUGCCCUGGGGAAAGCAAUGGAGCCAUCCAGGGGCGCAAAGCCCCCACCCCACCCCCAGGAGCCACUGAUGGAGAGGGAGUCCCACAUUGGGAGAGAGGGAGAAAGAUGGGGGGUCUUCCCCUGAACCUGCCCGCUCGCACCCCACCUUCCCACGGGUGCUCAGCACCGUGACUGAGAAUCACCUGGCCCGAGCCGGCAGAAAAUGGAACGUGUCUCCCUUGGGGAGGUGCCGACAGCCUGGACCCGGCCCUGGCGCGGGAUCGCUGUGUGCCGCCGGGCUCUGCCUGGGUACGGCUGCCCGGCGCCUCAGCGCACGCUCGCUCACUGCCGCCGCCGCCGCCGCCGCCCGCCGCCUUUCUGCGGCGGUGCUCCGGUACCUACUGUACAUCCCCCGCCCCCGCCACUUCCGCGCAACUGCCACCCCAGUAACCUCCACUUCAAGCUGUCUUCCCACUCCGUUUGCACCCUAGCCCAGCUCCUGAGUCUCCGUUUCGUUACCCUUGCUGGACGUCACCAAUCCCAUCAACCUUCUAAAAUCACCUCUCCUGGAUCUUUCCUCCCAAGCAUUUUCCAUUUCACCAUUCCACCGUCGCAUGAACUUCUGUCCUGCGCGCGCCAUCAGCAGGGUAUCAGCAGGCGGUCAGGGCAGGCCGCUAACCGCCCCCCCCAAAAAACCCUAUCGGAGGGGUCCCAUGCACUAUUCUUUAAGGGAGGCUGCCCAGGGAACCCCAACUGGUGGCCCAAAAGCUUGCCAGCUUCUGCUUUGCCUCAAAGAAAGCCAGAGCUGGGCCCCGGUCGCCCACCACGGGAAGUGACACGGAGUUAAAGGAAGCUUGUGGGACCCAAUGUGGCCAGGGCACCGCGGCUGGGAGAAGGGGGUGGGGGGUGGGGUGCUAGUGACUGGCAGCAGUGCAUUCUUCCAGCCUUAUCCCAAUCUGCACCUCAGGCAACCUGCCCCCCACAAUCCCACAGCUGGGGUCUCCCUUUGUUUAAUCACUUCAAUCUGAGGUUCUUCUUCUGGGCUCAGAUCCUGAUUUGGGCAGGAGGCUGCAACAUAUAUCAGGGAUCAGAGACCAGCCCAGAAAUGGCUCCCUAACAAUUAACUUGGGGGGGAGGGUGGGGGCGAAAUUAACUUUAAAGUGUUUGAGUGACUUUCAACAAAUCACAUGACCUCGCUGAGCCUAUUUCAUCUGCUUAUUAAAUAGGGAUAUUAAUAUCCAUUCCAGAGGGCUUUGAGCAAAUCAGGCUGGAUGUAGGUAAUGCCAAUUUGUGGGGUGUUGAACAAAUGGCUGGCCUGUUUUCCAUGCCUCCUCUGCACCCUGACAGCGCCUCCAGGCCAGCACUGACCCUAUUUCUCACUUAUGAGCAGCUGCCUAACUGCCCACUGAAGGGAAGGAGCUGCUUGUUAAACAGUCAAUCUUAUGUUCACAUUCACAACCUUUUGCUAAAAUGGCAUCUAGGUU
Hipposideros armiger (great roundleaf bat) is the source of this 4837-nucleotide messenger RNA. It is a transcript of the gene TP53TG5, whose product is annotated as TP53 target 5. The transcript has 3 exons. NCBI's taxonomy places the organism in Eukaryota, Metazoa, Chordata, Mammalia, Chiroptera, Hipposideridae. The record is from RefSeq and is a predicted model, not a curated record. The coding region runs from base 1032 to 1826 and encodes 264 amino acids.